AUGGAGUGCUUCCAAUACGCAAAUGGAAUUGUGUGGGAGCCAAAUAAUGGAGCAUGUCGAGAAGUGCUUGCUAAAGUCGCCAACCUAAUAGUUCACUUAGAUGAUGUUUAUGAUGUGUAUGGAACUCUAGAUGAACUUGUUCUCUUCACUAACGCCAUUGGAAGAUGGGAAGAAAGUCCUUGUGAAAUGCUCCCUGAAUACAUGCAAGCACUCUAUUCCGUCGUGUACAACACGUCCGCUGAGGUGGCUGAAAAUGUGUUUAAACAACAUGGUUGCAACACCCGUUAUGUUCUUCAGAAAGCUUGGCGAGACAUGGCGGAGUCUUUCCUGGUGGAGGCAAAGUGGCAGCAUGGAAACCACAGACCAACACUCCAUGAGUAUCUGGACAAUGGAUCAAUUUCAUCUUCUGCGCCACUGCUACUGCAACAUGCAUUUCCCCUGCUCCGCAUGGAAGAAAAGCUCACCUCAAUGUCUAUUGCUAAAGUUGGAGGCUACCCAAAAUUAGUUCAGUCUGCAUCGUUAGUUCUUCGCCUCUGCAACGACUCUGCAACCCACUCUGCUGAGCUGGAGCGAGGGGAUGCACCAUCAUCAAUAGCUAUUCACAUGUCCGAGAACAGCUCCAGUGAGCAAGAGUCCCGCGAAGCCAUGGAAGAUCUUACCAUGGAAGCCUGGAAGUCAAUUAAUGAAGAUGCAUUCAAACAUUGCCGAUUUUCUAGAUCUUUCGCCAAGACUUGCGUGAAUUUGGCUCGAAUCUCACAUUGUGUUUACCAAGGCUGCGAUGGUUUUGGUGCGCCGGAUGGUCAGAACAAAAGGCAAAUUAAAGAGUUGUUCUUGGACUCUAUCAUGAGUGAGAAACAUUAA
Molecule: messenger RNA, 861 nt
Organism: Triticum turgidum subsp. durum (durum wheat)
Lineage: Eukaryota; Viridiplantae; Streptophyta; Magnoliopsida; Poales; Poaceae
Source: the annotation of a GenBank genome assembly